Molecule: messenger RNA, 2419 nt
Organism: Clupea harengus (Atlantic herring)
Lineage: Eukaryota; Metazoa; Chordata; Actinopteri; Clupeiformes; Clupeidae
Gene: prodha
Product: proline dehydrogenase (oxidase) 1a
Cellular component (GO): mitochondrion
Molecular function (GO): FAD binding; proline dehydrogenase activity
Source: RefSeq, a predicted model, not a curated record
UGCUGCCUCUAGUGCCCUUUAGAUCCUGCUGAGACGGGUUUAAAUCACGUGGUUAACUGCCUGAAAGAUCUAUUACCCAGGCCAGUUUUUAAACAAUUAUUCGUUGUUUUCAUGCAUUCUUUAACACACUUUGUCUGAUCAGUGGCGACUGGUUUGAAGUUAUCCAGAAGAGAAAUUUAGUUAGUAAGUAAGUAAGUAAGUAAUCAGAGGUAAUCCAAUAUGUGGCUAUAUUUACAUAGUACAUGUAGAUAAACGCAGAGCCAUGCAGAGAAGAACGGAGAAGUGUGCGUCAGAUGACGGAAGCCAAUCUGUGCUCAGAAUGGUGAAUACAUUUGCAUCGAAUUUUCCAACAAUCGCGCUCGCUUUUAUGUUUAGCCCAUGCAUCAGAGAGUCUUCAGUGGACUGGUUAGGUUACGAGAAGUGUAGUUGCCUGAGUGCUUCCAAACAGAAGAUUCGUACUUAGACCGAACGCCAUGUCUUACGCUAAGAUUGCCCCGGCUCUUGCCAGAGCCAGUUCCGACAAGUUAUUGCGAAUGAGGUUUGCUCAAGAAAGGCUCCGAUCAUCAGCAGCAUCACCGCAGCGUCAAGAGAAAACGGAUGAAUCUGUCCGAGAUCAAAAUUGCACUGUGGUGGAGAGGCCAGUCGAGGUGGACCUCAUCAGUCAGACUAAAAAUGCAGAUAAUCAGAAGACAAACAUAUCGAUCAACUUUGAAAAUACUCAAGAGGCCUACAAGAGCAAAAACAACCUAGAACUUAUGAGAAGUUUACUGGUCUUUAAGAUGUGCACGAUUGACUUCCUGGUGGACAAAAACAAAGAGCUCAUGGACAUCACCAAGAAAGUUCUGGGCCAGAGACUGUUUGAGAAGAUCAUGAAGAUGACUUUUUAUGGCCAGUUUGUGGCGGGAGAAGACCACAAUGCCAUUAAGCCUCUGAUCCGCAAGAACCAGGCUUUUGGUGUCGGCUCCGUCCUAGACUACAGUGUGGAGGAGGACCUCACCCAGGAAGAAGCAGUGAAGAAGGAAAUGGAAUCCUGUGUGUCUGUUGCAGAGAAAGAGAGUCCAGGCAAGGACCACAGGGAGAAGAAAUACAAAGCUCACCGCCAGUUUGGGGACCGUCGUGGAGGAGUGACCAGCGCUCGCACAUACUUCUAUGCUGAUGAGUCCAAGUGUGACCAGCACAUGGAGACCUUCCUAAAAUGCAUCAGAGCCUCUGGGGGGGCUGCUGUGGACGGAUUCUCCGCAAUCAAGAUGACCGCCCUUGGCCGUCCACAGUUUCUGCUCCAGUUCUCUGAGGUUCUGGUGAAGUGGCGGAGCUUCUUCAACGUCCUUAUUGCUCAGCAGGGGAAGGCAGACAUGGCCGCCGUGGAGCAGAAACUUGAGAUGGAGCAGCUGCAGGACAGUUUGACUCAGUUGGGUGUGUCAAAGUCUGACAUUGAGACUUGGCUGACUGGGGAAAAGCUUGGAUCAUCAGGAACCAUUGACCUCCUUGAUUGGAACAGUCUGAUUAACGAAAGGACCAAGAUCUCAAAACUGCUUGUGGUUCCAAAUGUUGAGUCUGGCCACCUGGAGCCUCUCCUGGACAAAUUCACUGAGGAAGAGGAUAAACAGAUGAAGAGGAUGUUGCAGAGGAUGGACGUGCUGGCCAAGCAUGCAGUAGAGAAUGGAGUGAGACUCAUGGUGGAUGCCGAGCAGACCUAUUUCCAGCCUGCCAUCAGCCGACUGACCCUGGAGAUGCAGCGGAGAUUUAACCAGGAGAUGCCCGUCAUCUUCAACACCUACCAGUGCUACCUGAAGGACGCCUAUGAUAACGUAACUGUCGAUGUGGAGCUGUCUCGCCGUGAAGGCUGGUACUUUGGUGCCAAGCUGGUGCGUGGGGCCUACAUGUACCAGGAGAGAUCCAGAGCUGCAGAAAUCGGCUACGAGGACCCCAUAAACCCAGACUAUGAAGCCACCAAUAGGAUGUACCACAAGUGCCUGGAGUAUGUUCUGGAAGAGAUUGAGCACAACAGGAAUGCGAACGUCAUGGUUGCAUCACACAACGAGGACACAGUGAAAUUCACUCUCGAAAAGAUGAGGGAUAUGGGCCUCUCGCCACAGGAACACAAAGUGUACUUCGGCCAGCUGCUCGGGAUGUGUGACCAGAUCAGCUUCCCCCUGGGUCAGGCGGGAUUCCCUGUGUACAAGUAUGUACCUUACGGGCCGGUGAACGAGGUCAUCCCUUACCUGUCGCGCCGUGCACUGGAGAACCGUGGCUUCAUGAAGGGCUCCCAGCGCGAGCGCAGCCUGCUCUGGAAUGAGCUCAAGCGCCGCUUCCUCAACGGCCAGGUCUUUUACAGGCCCGCCUACUGAAGUGGGAAUCUUGUAGGGGGGGCAAAAGAACUAGGCGGCACAAAGUGAAAAGGUGGCGGACAAAGGACAAA